UCGCCACUUUCUCCCCAUUUUCUCUGCACAGAGGGAAGGCGGCCUUCUCGGUGACUAGGGCACGCUACCAAUUUCUCCUCUCGCUUUGGAAUCUCCGCCCAUCUAUUUCUCUCGAUUCCUCAGAUGUUGCACGGGCCUGAAGGUGAGAAGGUCCUGCCAUUUGGCUGUGCCGCUGUGGUGAAUCCUUCUUCCUCUCUUGGUGAAGCAGUUCCAUAAUCUCUUCUCCAUAGGUAUAAAAUGUCGACCGCUACCCUCCCAACUUCCUUUUCCGUCAAAUGCAUCAGCAAAAACCAACACCCAUUCUCUUCCUUCCUCAAAGCCCCAACAUCCCUAACCUUCUCAAAGAGCACAUUGAAAUCCUUCGGUCUCAAAUCCUCGAAUUCCUUCAAGACAACCGCAAUGGCAAUUUACAAAGUAAAACUCAUCGACCCUGAAGGUAACGAGCAUGAGUUUGAAGCACCAGAUGAUGCCUACAUUCUUGACUCAGCUGAGACUGCAGGAAUCGAGCUUCCAUACUCUUGCAGAGCCGGAGCUUGCUCGACCUGUGCGGGACUGAAGGUUUCGGGUUCAGUUGAUCAGUCUGAUGGUUCAUUUCUUGAUGAUGAGCAGAUGGAGAAGGGAUAUGUGCUUACUUGUGUCUCAUAUCCCACUUCGGAUUGUGUGAUUCAUACUCACAAGGAAAGUGAGCUUUACUAGUUUGAUGUUUGUCUUGGAGAUACUUGAAAGUUAAAACUCUCUGAGUUCGUGUGUAGGUGUAUGGUAGUUUGCUAUCUAGGAGUCAGUUGCUUUUUUUUCUCUAUAGCGAGUGCUAUUAGGUUUUGCCUGUUCUGAUCUAUUUGAUGAAUCAUUGUGGGGGCAUGGUUUUGUAACGAAGGCUGGAUUGUUGUCUCUUCAAUAAUUUGCAAACACCAGGAAUUUCACUAGGAUGUGGUAAACCCUAUUUUACUGUGUUGGAUCAUUGAUAUAGAGAACAUAUAUGGUAACUGUUUGAGCCUUA
This is a messenger RNA of Asparagus officinalis (garden asparagus), 997 nucleotides long. Its product is annotated as ferredoxin, root R-B2-like. Lineage: Eukaryota; Viridiplantae; Streptophyta; Magnoliopsida; Asparagales; Asparagaceae. The record is from RefSeq and is a predicted model, not a curated record. Gene Ontology annotation, biological process: electron transport chain. Bases 238 to 696 code for a protein of 152 amino acids. Gene Ontology annotation, molecular function: 2 iron, 2 sulfur cluster binding; electron transfer activity. The transcript is spliced from 3 exons.